AUGGCCACCAACCACGCCCAGCUGCCCGACCCGCGAGGGUUCAUCGCCGGCCUGCUCUCCGGCCUCACCAAGCUCGCCGUCGGCCACCCCUUCGAUACCAUCAAGCUCCGCAUCCAGUGUGCACCCGCGGGCGUCUUCCAUGGCCCGCUCGACUGCUUCCUCCAGACCAUCCGCAAUGAAGGCCCCCGCGCACUCUACAAGGGCGCCUCUCCCCCGGCCGCCGGCUGGGCGGUCUCGGAUGCCGUGCUCAUGGGCUCCCUCGAGCGCUACCGGCGCUGGCUCGGCCACCUCGAGUCUCCCGACGGCGCUCAGCCCCUCUCGCUCCGCUCCCAUGCUGUCGCUGGCGCCCUGGCCGGCUGGACGGUCUGCUCGAUCGUCACGCCGAUCGAAACCAUAAAAGCCAAGCUACAGAUCCAGACCUCCGAUCCACGCACGAGACUAUACACGGGGCCGAUCGACUGCGCCUCCCAGAUCGUGCGCGCCGGCGGCCUCCAGAGCCUCUACCGGGCCCUCCCCGCCACCCUCAUCUUCCGCACCUGCUUCGCCCUCAUGUUCUCCUCCUACCACGCCCUCAACCACCUCUUCCAGACCUUCGCCACUCAUCACCCCUCCAGCCUCUUCGCCCUCGGCCCCUCCGUCUCCAAAUUCAUCGCCGGCGGACUCGCGGCGGAAGUCUUUUGGCUCGUCGGCUAUCCGCUCGACACCGUCAAAAAUCGGAUCAUGUGUGACUCGCUGACGAAUCGACGCUAUCCGACGUGGCUCUCAGCCGCACGGGCGAUCAGGCUCGAGGGCGGCAUCAAAGCAUUUUACCGGGGGAUGACGCCGUGUCUCUUGCGCGCCUUCCCGACGAAUGCCGCCGCACUCGCCGUCUGGGAAGGCGCUAUGAGAGGUAUGCGGCCUUGA
Molecule: messenger RNA, 903 nt
Organism: Puccinia triticina
Lineage: Eukaryota; Fungi; Basidiomycota; Pucciniomycetes; Pucciniales; Pucciniaceae
Exons: 9
Coding region: 1-903 (300 amino acids)
Biological process (GO): transmembrane transport
Molecular function (GO): transmembrane transporter activity
Source: RefSeq, a predicted model, not a curated record